Molecule: messenger RNA, 6674 nt
Organism: Talpa occidentalis (Iberian mole)
Lineage: Eukaryota; Metazoa; Chordata; Mammalia; Eulipotyphla; Talpidae
Gene: EPB41L4B
Product: erythrocyte membrane protein band 4.1 like 4B
Exons: 25
Coding region: 583-3165 (860 amino acids)
Cellular component (GO): cytoskeleton
Molecular function (GO): cytoskeletal protein binding
Source: RefSeq, a predicted model, not a curated record
AGGGCGUGCUGCAGUCCCGGCGGCCGCGGCGGCUGGAGGUGCAGCCUCCCAGGUGGGAGGCGGGGGCCGCGGGCGCAGGAACAGGCGCCUCGGGAGCGGGCGUUCGGCGGGGCCUCUCCGGGCCCCGAGCGCGGCGCGGCGAGGGGGAGCGAGCGCGCCGGGAGCACGCAGGCGCCCUGCUCCGGCUGGCCCUCGGCCGGCGCGCGGCGCGGGAGCAGCCCGCAGCCCGCCCCCCGCGGCCCCCGCAGCCCCCGGGCCGCCCGCGGCCGGCCGUCGGGAGCGGCCCCUCGGCCGGCAGCGCCGGCGGCUCGCCCGGGAGAGCGCCCCGCGGCGGGACGGCCCCCGCGCCGCCCCGCGCGCGCCCUCCCGCCCGCGGCCACUCGCAGCCGGUGCCGGCCGGGCCGGCGCGCCCCGCAGGCAGCCGGAGCGCGGCCUCGGCCUCGGCGGGAGCGAGCCCCGGGCCGCAGCCCGCGGGAGGCGGCGCGGGCGGCCGCGGGCACUGACGGCGUCGCGGGGCGCUCCCGGGCGGCGGCGCAGAGGCGGAGGCGCAGGGGGCGGAGGCAGGGGGCGCCCCCAGCCAGGAUGCUGCGGUUUCUGCGCCGGACCUUUGGCCGCCGCUCCAUGCAGCGCUACGCGCGGGGCGCGGCGGGGCGCGGGGCCGCCGGGCUGGGGGACGAGCGCGACGGGGGGCUGCGGGGGGGCCCGGCCUCCGCCGCCGCCUCGACGCUGCCCGCCGCGCCCGGGGGCAGCGUGUUCCCGGCCGGCGGCGGGCCCCUGCUCACGGGCGGCGCGGCGGUGCACAUCUCCGCCGCCGGCGCCGCCAAGGCCACCCUCUACUGCCGCGUCUUCCUGCUCGACGGGACCGAAGUGAGCGUGGACCUGCCGAAACACGCCAAAGGCCAGGAUCUUUUUGAUCAGAUCGUAUACCACUUGGACCUUGUGGAAACAGAUUACUUUGGCCUCCAGUUCCUCGACUCCGCCCAGGUCACACACUGGCUGGAUCAUUCCAAACCCAUAAAAAAACAGAUGAAAACUGGACCUGCUUAUGCUUUGCACUUUCGAGUUAAAUAUUAUUCUUCAGAACCGAACAACCUGCGUGAAGAGUUUACAAGGUACCUGUUUGUUUUACAACUCAGGCAUGACAUUCUUUCAGGAAAAUUGAAAUGCCCCUAUGAAACAGCUGUGGAAUUAGCUGCUCUCUGUCUACAAGCGGAGCUUGGGGAGUGCGAGCUUCCAGAACACACGCCAGAGCUUGUGUCUGAGUUUCGGUUCAUUCCAAAUCAGACAGAAGCAAUGGAAUUUGAUAUCUUCCAGAGAUGGAAAGAGUGCAGGGGAAAGAGCCCUGCCCAGGCGGAACUCUCCUAUCUGAAUAAAGCGAAGUGGCUGGAAAUGUAUGGGGUAGACAUGCACGUUGUCAGGGGAAGAGAUGGCUGUGAAUAUUCUCUUGGACUGACCCCGACAGGCAUAUUAAUCUUUGAAGGAGCUAACAAAAUAGGCUUAUUCUUUUGGCCUAAAAUUACCAAAAUGGAUUUUAAAAAAAGCAAAUUGACACUCGUGGUGGUAGAGGAUGAUGAUCAGGGGCGAGAGCAGGAGCACACGUUUGUGUUCCGGUUAGACAGUGCCCGGACCUGCAAGCACCUCUGGAAAUGCGCUGUUGAGCAUCACUCGUUCUUCCGACUGCGGACGCCGGGAAAUAGCAAAUCCAACAGAUCAGACUUUAUCCGCUUGGGGUCUCGCUUCAGAUUCAGUGGGCGGACAGAAUAUCAGGCUACACAUGGCUCCAGAUUAAGAAGAACCAGCACCUUUGAGAGGAAGCCUAGCAAACGCUAUCCAUCCCGGAGACAUUCGACCUUCAAAGCAAGCAACGCGGUGAUAGCAGCUCAGCUCUGUGCUAAAACAAAUCCUGAAAUUCAUAAUUACCAGCCUCAGUAUCAUCCCACUGUCCACCCCAGCCAGCCUCGGUGGCAUCCUCACUCUCCAAAUGUAAGCUACCCGCUCCCUUCCCCAGGGCUCAGCAGCUUGGACCGGCUGCCUUUUGGCAUCGAGGAGAACGGGGGCACGCCAUUCACCACCAAAGUUCCAGGAAGGCACCACCACCACCACCAUCAGCACCAGCACCACCCAAACUAUGGCCUCUCGCUGACCCUGGAGAACAAGGAGGGCCCUUCGAGGUCCCCAAACUCUAUCAGUAAAUCCCUUCCAAAACUGAGUCCAGGACCACCUGCCCUGUUCAGCGAAGCUGCUGCCCAUCUCAAGAAGCUGGAACUGGAAACCGUGAAGGCUGCUGGGCCCUGGCCCGCUCUGCACAUCAACAUAAAUAAGGCUGAAGAGAAGAAAGUUUCUGAGAAGACUCUUCAGACCCCACUCUUGCCGUCCCCAGUGGCUGAUCAUGUGAAGUGCAACAUUUUGAAAGCCCAGUUGGAGAAUGCUUCCCGUGUGAGUGCCCAGGUUGGAAAAGAGGAGUCAACGUUUGUAAAUAUCAAUAAGAAAUCCAGUCUUCAGGACACUAAUGUAAGAAGUCCGAUUCCUAUACGUGUGGAAACUGCCCAGCCAGUGGUGGAAAAGCCAGAAAUCAAGCCUCCCCGAGUGAGGAAGUUAACAAGACAAUACAGUUUUAACCGCAGUGAUGAAGACGACCUCCCUCCGGACCUGGCUGAGGCAGUAGGAACACCCACCGCUGCCACCUCCACCACCACAGCCACCACCACACAGGUCUCAGCAACGCUGGCAUCUCCCAAGGUCCACAAAAUCAGCUCGCCUCAGAAUUCUGAAGGCCAGGUUCAGCUGUCCCCAGGGGUCAAGAGCCCCUCUGACCGAGGAGGUGCCUUUACCUUGGAGCCAGGCGAUCUCCUGAUGGAUUUCACAGAAGCCACUCCUCUGAUAAAAACAUUCCCAGCUGAUGCAGUGCCCCCGUUUCCUGAUCCUUUCAUUACAGGGCCACAGUUUACUGCAGAUUUUAGAGACAGUAAAUCACAGUGCUGUCCUGGCCAGUCUUCCCCGCUCAUUCCAACAGCGACCCUGAGGCCUUUGACAGAGACCAGCUCCACAGUGCAGACCAUCUACACCACCCGGAAGCCUGUUUCUCUGGCAGCCAGUGCAGAGACGCUCCGGCAAGAACUAGAGAGAGAGAAAAUGAUGAAAAGACUGUUGAUGACCGAACUGUGAAAUUCUUCCCUCGUUGCCUGGAGGAUGGCACGGUGCCUUCUGUCCGUUUUCUUUCUUCGGGCUUUGUGUGCUCACUCUAGCACAACAUACAAUGCGUGUGCUCUGUUUGCCCGGUCUCCAUGGUUAGUUGAAGCCAACUUGUGGCUUGACUUGUAUUGGAAACGUUACUUUAUGUCUCCUGAGUAUUAGAGUUUUUCUACUACUCAUUGUAGUUGAGACAGAAUUUGAUAAGCCUAGGAGAAGAAUAUGGGGAAAUGGGGAUUCCUUUUCAGAAGUACCUGUGUGUGUAUAUAUCAGUAACCACAGGGAUUAACAUGGCAUGGAAUCCUUUACUAUCAAUCACAACCACGAUUUUGUAUGAUGGAAACUAGCACCAAGCUUUGUUUGUUAAAGAGUCAUUUUUAAUGAGAGAAUAAUUCCUUACUGUUGAUUUUUUUUUUCAUUUACACUGGUAAAUACACAGAUCUUAAAAUGUCCUUAACAUUCAUUUUUAUUCAAACAUGAGUAGUGAACUAAAAAAGAAAGUUGUAAUCACCAGGACUGAAAGUACUUCAGCUUCACUUGAAAUAUAAUUUAUCUUGUGAAUUUGUUAGAUACAAUUUUAUUUGGGAUAAACAAAAUUCAUCGUUGAACUCAAAGUAUGGCUUCAAUUGUCUAAAACACCCUUCCAAGGUUGAAAGGAUUCAAUAUCAAGAUUCGUUUGGGUGUCCCAUAAGGAAAACUAUUUCUAAAGUUGAUCAAUUCAUGUCCUGUUGAUAGAACCUUGACCAGAAGAAACUUUGCUCUCUUUUUAUAUUGUUUCAAGAAAUGUGUUUUUAGAUUUUUAUUAUGCAUUUGAACAACUUUGCAGGAAUAAAGAAACCCCCUAACCAUACACUGUCCCUUUAAAUUGUUUCCCAAGCUUUCUCAAUAUACCCCCCACCCGCCUUUUUAUGUAGCUCUGGCCAUCUGGUUGUUCUACAUCUAACACAUAUCCCCUCUGAUCAGCACAGAUCCUACACUCACCACUUUAAAUGUCUUUGUAUCCAUGUAACUCGAUUAACCUCACUUCUUCCCAUUAUAAAACAUUUGCAUUAUAUCCAAGUUUUCACUCUUAUAAAUAGUGCUGCUAUGAAUGUCUUUGUAAAAACAAAAACAAAAAAUAUUGAUCCUUCAUUUGGACUUUUCCCUUUGGAAUAUCUCCAAUGAAGGAUUACAAGGUCAAAGAGCAUGAACUAUUUUAUAGCUCUUGUUUCAUAUUGUCAGAUUGCUUUCUAGAAAGAUCCAAUCUCUGGGUUGGAAGGACCUUAAAGGUCAUUUAGUUCAACCCCCUAUGCCCUCUGAAUGCUUGAAUCCCCUCCACAAUUUAUGAUGCCACCAGCAAUGUAUAAGCAUUUCUAUUUACCAACAGCUCUGCCAGUGUUGGGUUUUGCCAUUUUAUUUAUUUUCGCUAGUUUGAUAGAUGUGUAUAGUUGUUCUUGAAAGGUUGUUUUACUUCAUCAGUUACUAGCAAGGCUGAGCACUUUUCCAUUGUGAUGAUUUACUAGCUGUAUUCCUUUGUGUGUACAAUGUCCAUCCAUUUCUUAUGACCACUUGUUAAGUGGAAUUGAUCACGUAUAUUUGUAUCAGAACUGUAUUUUUAUGUUGUAUUGUAUAGUUUGCUCUCCUGUCCCUAUCCUUAAAACUGAAUGGUGCCAAUAAUUUGAUACUAAUGAUUAUUAAAAAAAGUAAUGCCUCAUUUACUAGCAUUGUUGUGAAAUGAGGCAGGUAAGCAAAUAUUCAGAUAACAGAGGAUUAACCCUUUAAGUGCUGAAUCUUUAAAAUUUUAAUAUUUUUUGAGGGAAAUCUUUCUAAAAUGUAUUACACACUUCCCUGCCUUAGUAAACAGAGUAUUCUGGAGAGUAUUUAACCUUUUCUUAAUGAGUCACGGUCAUCAUUAUGAACAUCAGUCCCUUUUGUACCUUGGUGUGGUGCAGUGAUGUCAUCAGGAGCUUUCAAAAUAUGUGGGGCUUGGCUUUGCCUCUCACGGACCAGUAUGCUCUUCUCACUGAUGGCUUUUACUGCCGUCUGCCGUUGGUGAAGCCAUCUUAGGGCAGUCGUGGCAUUUGGGACCUUUUACCCCCAUGCUCCAUGACCCCUGCCUGUACUUGUAAGUCAACUCUAGCUGUUCUUAAUCUCGUGCACAUGAUACAAAGUGUGUUCCUGUACAAUUUGGAGGUGAUAUCUGUGUCAGGGCUGUCGCCUUUUGUCAACCCUCCACUCGCCUCCUCCUCCAACCUGCUUCCUGACUCUUCUGCUCCCACUUCCUGCUCUCUGGUGGGCAAAACUGAAGUUUUUCUUGGGGAAGCCAGGAAACACAGUGUUCCAUACGUGUCAGGUUGACUUUGCUUCUUAGGAGGGUGCAUGGGCUUUUGGCCGCUGUUUUCAGGGGGCGCUGAGCCCCCUGCUUCUUCCCCACUUCCCUCUGGGUUCACAGAUAUUUUAGAAGGUUGAUGUCACUGGAAGUCUGAUUACAGUCUGGCUGUUACUGUAUGUGAAAACCCAGUACCUUUGGCAGCUCUACUCUAACCAGUAAAAUCAAGAGGAUUCCAUGGUUUUGGCAGUUGUCCUGGUUAUUUGCCUGCUUAAAUGUCUGAUGGAUGCUUGGCAUGGUGACCUGAAAAAAUGACAUUGUGUGGGGUGCGUUCACAAGGACAAAAAUUAUUUGGUACAAUUACUUCACCUUUUUUUAUAUACUUAAAACCAAAACAAAAGCCCCAUAAGGUCACACAACACACACAUUAUUGUGGGCUGGGGGAUCAGCUUGUAACAUAAGCCACAACAAGGAUUGCCAACUGUGGGUCAGAGUCCUGGUGAGCAUGGAGGUCCCUGCAAGGGGCCUGGAAAUCCUGACCACAGGGGGUUUGCAGACUGGAGACUGAAAGGGGAGCCUUUUGUUUGAAGAGUUUAAAACUAGGCCCUACAACAUUCAGAAGAGCCAAUCUGAAUGUACCCCAAAUUUUAUGUUCCCCAAAUAGCACAGGGAUAUUCUCAUAUCAUCUUUAUCUUUUCUUCACCGGCUCAAAAAUCACAUUUUUUUUUUUUAAAGUUAAAUAAAAUUCACCAUUUUCGCCAUUUUAAAGUGUAUCAUUCAGUGGUUUUCAGUAUAUUCCAGUGUUGGGUAAUAUUACCAAACCUAAUUCCAGGACAUUUCAUCCAUUCCAAAAAGAAACUCCAUAUCUAAAGCCACUACCAAUCUUCCUUCCCCCUAUUAGUGGUUCCCUCAGUAACCACUAAUCUACUUUCUGUCUCUGAAUUUCUGUCUAUGGAUUUGUCUAUUCUGGACAUUUCAUAUAAAUGGAAUCAUACAACAUGUGGUCCUUUUGUGACCAGCUUCUUUCACUUAAUGCAAUGUUUUCAAGAUUCAUCCAUGUUGUAACAUGUAUCAGAAUCUCAUUCCUGUUCAUGGCUGAAUAAUAUUCCAUUGUUUGUAUUGUCCAUGUUUGGUUCAUUCAUUUACCAACUGAUAGACAUUUGGGUUGCUUCCACUU